AUGCCACCUACAGCAGUAACGGUGGUAUCACAUCGCGAGGAAGAUUCCAUGAAUAAUGAGCCGUCGCUCAGUGGACGUGCUAUAAUUGGGCUUAUAUAUCCUCCUCCGGAUAUUCGAACCAUUGUUGACAAAACUGCUGCAUUCGUGGCACGAAAUGGAGUCGAUUUCGAAAACAAGAUUCGCGAAAAGGAAGCAAACAACAAACGUUUCAACUUCCUUAGUCCAACGGAUCCGUACAAUGCGUACUACAAGCAGAAGGUCAGAGAUUUUCAAGAGGGAAAAGUUGAGGCUGCAUCUGCUGCGACAAAGCCUCAGCUUCCUGAAGCCGUCAAAGAUGCCGUGAAAAAGGCAGAUUUCGCUCCGACAAAACCUCCACCGCCUUUCGAGUUCUGUGCUGAUCCUGCAACAAUUAACGCUUACGAUCUUGAUUUGAUUAAAAUGACUGCGUUGUUUGUCGCUCGAAACGGUCGUCAGUUUCUCACUCAGCUUAUGACCCGAGAGGCUCGCAACUUCCAGUUUGAUUUUCUAAAGCCCCAGCAUUCAAACUUUGCCUACUUCACAAAGCUUGUAGAGCAGUACACCAAGGUGAUUAUCCCGCCAAAUACGAUCCUAGAGGACCUCCGUUCGGAGAAAGAGAACACAAAGAAACUCAUGGAAGAUGUCAACUAUAGAGUAUCCUGGGAGAAACACCAGAAGAACCUCAGAGACAAGGAAGAAAAAGAGGCAGAAAAAGAGCGGGUAGCUUAUGCAUCUAUAGAUUGGCACGAUUUCGUUGUGGUACAGACCGUCGACUUCCAACCAGGCGAUACAACCAAUCUACCUGGCCUGUGUACUCCAAAAGAUGUCGGUGCGCGUAUAUUGCUUGAGGCAAGGAGCGAAGCUCAAAAGCAAACCGCGGAAGCAAUGGAAAUGGAUAUGGAUGAAUCUGAUAGCGAAGAUGAAGCGGAACAACCUAUUCAGAAUGAAGCGGAGCCGGAACAACCACCAGCAGCGGCGCCUCCCCCUGAAGAAGCUCCACCACCGCCAGCAGCAGAGUUUGCGACACCUUUGCCGCCUACACGGCAAAAGGAUCUUAUCGUUAAAGACUACGAUCCGAAGAAGGCUGCUCAUGCUACCAAACGUCCUGCGGAUAAGUGGCUCAUUUCACCGCUCACUGGAGAGAGAAUACCUUCAGACAAAUUGGAAGAGCAUGUGCGCUACAAUACCGUCGACUCACAAUACAAAGAAGAUCGAGAGAGGCUUAUGGGAGAACGUGGCAAUGAAGAACCUGUACUCGCUCCUGGAGCAGAAAUCAGUAAAAAUCUCGGGCGAUUUGCUGAGCGUCGUACUGAUAUCUUCGGUGUUGGAGCCGCUGGAGCCGAGCAAACGGUUAUCGGAAGGAAGCUCGGCGAGGAAGAGCCUCAGCCAACCAAGCAACUCAUUUGGGACGGUUCUGAAGAGACACGUGAGGCCCAUACGUUGGCUGUACAGAGUCAGGUUACAAUCGACCAACAGAUUCACGAAAUACAUCGUCAACAUGGUUUUCUUCCUGAUUCAACCAAAGAACGCAUCGGAGCACAGCCUGUUGCGCCACCUCCACCGCGCAGUGCCACUGGUUCUAAUGCGACUACAGUCGUGAACCGAAUGUAUCCACCGCCUCCUGCUACAACAGGAAUGAUGGGAAUGCCGCCUGGAUACGCACCACCUCCUCCGUCCAUGCCUCCGCCAGCGCAACAACCAGCACCGCCUGCUCCGGAAGGACCGCCACCGGCAAAACGUCAAAGGACUGAGGAAGAUUUGGAGCCCGAGGCGGAAUGGCUCACUAAGGUCAGCGGUAUUAUCGAUUUACGAAUUCAGCUUCCAACCAAUGCCGAGUUUAACAUGGAUGGUUCAAUUAUUGGAUUACAAAUAGAUGUUACAUCACAGGUAGCCGAUCUCAAACAGAGCCUUCAAGACAAACUCAGUAUGCCAACAGGAAAGCAGAAACUUGUCUUUGAUGGCUUCUUCUUAAAGGAUAACUUCUCACUUGCUUACUACAACAUGAAAAAUCAGUCGUUCGUGAUUCUCCAGAUCAAAGAAAGAGGUGGAAAGAAUAAGUAA
Molecule: messenger RNA, 2079 nt
Organism: Haemonchus placei
Lineage: Eukaryota; Metazoa; Nematoda; Chromadorea; Rhabditida; Trichostrongylidae
Source: the annotation of a GenBank genome assembly